Molecule: messenger RNA, 1567 nt
Organism: Betta splendens (Siamese fighting fish)
Lineage: Eukaryota; Metazoa; Chordata; Actinopteri; Anabantiformes; Osphronemidae
Exons: 5
Coding region: 1-795 (264 amino acids)
Source: RefSeq, a predicted model, not a curated record
AUGGAGUCGUACGAACGGGAAUCGAUGAGGAGGAUCAGGAGGAACAGCCAGACGCUCCUGCAGGAUCUCUUUUCCAGGGGCGCCCACGGAGGCGGCAGAGACACUCCCAUCCCAGCGCAGCGUGGCAGAGACGCGGGAAUGAUCCACUCCAUCGCCAGCCUGAUCAGAGCGCAGAGCAAGCUCCUGCUGCUGGAGGGGCCGGACACUGUGGAGAUCUACAAGCUCAACGAGCCGGCGCCUCCUUCCACCAGAGCCAGUAAAGACAACCUUUACCUCCCGGCCAUCACGGCCAAGGCCUCCAGUCUGACCCCCCUGCGAGGGUCUCUGAGUGCACGGGUGAACGGGUGCCAUCACUCAGACCGGACCACCGCUUUGUCUCGGUACCAGAGCAACCUGAAGGCGCAGAGGGAAGCGAAGAGGUCCAACGUCACGGUGACCAUGACCUACCUGGGCCACGGGCAGCGCGGGGCGGGGCUGAGGUCAGCGCCAGAUGAGCUGAAGGUUCUCCAGCAAGUCAACGGGGGGGAGAACAUCUGCGUGUUCAAGGGCUCGGUGCGGCCCGGAGAGCAGUUCCAGUUCGUCUCCCAGCGACACAGAGGCUUCCCGUUCAGCGCGUCUCUGCACGUGAACGGCCUGGUGGCGACCAGGAUCAGCUGCUGCUGCGAGUACCGCUACGCCCCCGGCUUCCAGCAGGGCAGGAAGGGCUGCUUCAGGCUGGCGUGGCUGCAGGGGGGGGCGCCGUGCUACAGGUCAGACACACCUCAGCCGCAGCUCAACGGGAUACGCAGCGUCUGACAGGAGGGAACGCUGUGGUUGUGGUACAGGCUGGAAAUGUGAGUCCGAAUGAAAGCACUUUUUCCAUCUUUUUCAGAUGUACAAGUCUUAGAAACAAAUACGGCUCCUGCCAGCAGCUGAGCAACGACGCAAAGGAGAACUUAAUUCUCCCUGCAGAGCGGAACCCUGGCAACGGUACAGAGCCUGGACACGAGAGUCUCUAUUUUCCAUUACUUCCUGAAGCCUAUUCGUCAACUUCUCCUGACGUCGGGCCAGUGCUCGAUUUCUGGACUAGACACGCAUCCCACCAGACCUGCUUGUUUCUUUCUGAAUCGAACGUCUCCGUUGCAGGCGCUCCAGAGUCCCGUCCGUCAUCCCCUCUGUUUGUCCCAGUCAAACCACAGAAGAAGUCUGUGAGGAGGAUAAGAAAGCAGAGCAAGGAGGGAGGGGCGGCGUCCACAGACAGCGAGGAACGAGCAGCCGCGAGCAAAGAGACGUCCAGAAGGAAGCGACGCAAGGGUCAAACUCAUCAGAAAGACAGGAAAAGCGAGACGGCCGUGAAAAAGAGCGGAGCGGAGGGACAGGACGGCGGCGGCGGCGGCGGCCUGGAGGCGGCGCAGGGCUCCGCUGGGACGGAAACACGCCGAGGCCGAGCGCCGUCUGCACGAGCAGAGGAGAAACAGCAGAAACAGCAGAAACCGCAGAAACCGCAGAAACAGCUGGAACAGCUGGAAGCAACGGGCACACGAGUGGCAGCGCCGCCAACGACCAGGAGGAGCAGCGUUCCAGGUGA